Molecule: messenger RNA, 5523 nt
Organism: Megachile rotundata (alfalfa leafcutting bee)
Lineage: Eukaryota; Metazoa; Arthropoda; Insecta; Hymenoptera; Megachilidae
Biological process (GO): centriole replication
Cellular component (GO): centrosome
Source: RefSeq, a predicted model, not a curated record
AAUGCAGUUUGACUUUUCAAAGAUUGUUUACAAGCAAAUUGCAGAGUGCAUAAUCGUUCAAAAAGUUUAAUAAUCUCGGAGUUGUUUAUCGUGGACACAUUGAGAUUACUAAAAAAUGAGCUUAUUAAGACAAUGUAAUCUAUUGCUAAACUUAAGAUCGUAAUUCAAACUGAUUUACUCUGACCCACUUGUUGCGUUUAGGUUAUGGUGUUAUAAACAAAAAUAUGUUGGGUAUAAAUGUUUGGUUUUCAUGAUAAAUUCGUGUAUGCCAGACGGUAGGGAUGGAGGGCCCAGGUCUGAGCCUGUUUCAGGGUUCAGAAAGUAUUCAACUAAACACAAGUACACAAGGCUUAGAAGAAGAUGAAGAACAAGAAGACAUUAAGCGACGCAAUAAAGAGAUUACGGAUCUCUUGACCAAUGCAUUUGAUGACUUGGAUGACGAUAAUGACACCAGUUCUAUUAAUAGUACUCAUUAUCAAGAUAGUACUAAAGAUGCAGAAAGUUCUAAUAUAGGCAUAAAUUCCUCUACUCAAGAACUUAUAGCACCUAAAGGUCAAACUGUAUCUCAGUUACAAAAGGAAUUUGGUGUUUAUGAUCAUGUUAAAAAUUUGAAUAACUAUGACAAUACCAUGACAAAUCAUAGGCCAGAGCUAGAAAUUGGCCCUUCAAUGUCUGACAUACAACGAGAUUUUACUAUGUAUGAUCAAAUGGAUUCACCAUAUUCUAAAAGUAAUAGGAGUAAUGACAUGCAUAAUACCAAUGCAGAAUCACCUUAUGAAUUGGCAAGACUACCAAAUUCUGUCUUUCCUAGAGACUUAAGAACUCAAAUUAAUGAAGAAUAUACAUUUAAUGAAAAUUAUUCAUAUAAUUGUCAAACACCAGCUAAUCAUUAUAAUGCUCAAAGUAAACCUUAUUCAAAUAAUGGUUAUAUUGAUGGUUAUGAAAAUAAUAUACAAUGCAAAGAAAUUCAUGAGUUUGGUGCUGGUGAUAAUGUCACGUCCGAUCAUUUAAAUCAUUGUUAUAAGGCAAGUCCAAAUGGAAGACCAAGAGAUGAUAAUGUAGCUUAUAAAAAUGCUGAAUAUGAUAGUAAAGAGCAGUUAGAAGUAUUAUAUGCAGUUCGAAUGAGGGAAAUCAAACAAUUAACAGAAGAAUUACAGCAAUUGCGUCUAGAAAGAGAAGAAGAAAAAAAUCAGCUUAGUAGAAAAAUAAUACUUUUACAAGCAGAAAUUGAAAGAUCAAACAUAUCUAGGAAUCAAACACAACAUGCUUUGGUUGAUGCAAAAGCUGAAAUUGCUGAUCUUCACAACCAAAUAACAUGUUUAAAAGAAAAAAAUGCGGUUUUAGAGAAAACUAAUCAAAAUAUGACAGAAGAGUUGAAUGUUUCAAGAGAUUCAGUGAUAGAGUUACAACAAAAAAUAGCUGUAUUAGAAAGAGUGCAAGCAUUACAAACAAAUGAUAAAACUCAUGAAAAAUUUUUAAAACAAGCACAAGAGAAACAUGCAGUUGAAAUGAAAAAUAUGCAAACCCAAAUAGAUGUUCUUACAGACAAACUUAAUGCAAAGGAAACGUCAUAUGUCGCACUAGAAAAUAAGUUAGCGGACGUACGGCGAGCACACGAGACGCUUAUGGUAGAAAAAGGAGAUACUAUGAAUCGUCUAGCACAAGCAUUAGAAGAAAGUCAAGCACAAUGCCGUAAUCUUAUGGCUACAAAUAAUGCUCAACAAGUAAUGCAAUUACAAGCACAGAUUAAGGUUUUAAUGCAAGAAAAAGAAGAAACACAAAAAAUAAUUCAAGAAUUACAGAAUAAAAUAGAGGUAACAAAAAGCGAAAUAGUACAAUAUGAUUCAUUACUAGCAACAACUUUAGAAGAUGAAUCUGAUUCAAUUAGACAGCUGAAAUUAGGUGAUUUGCAUAAUAAGUCGAAAUCAAAACCGUGCGACGAUAUUACAAAUAAAUUGAGAGGAGAAUUACAAAGAUGUCUAGCUGGACAAGCUGUUAAAAGAAAAGAAAUAACUCGGCUAGAAAAUACUUUAUCACAGAAAGAAAAGGAACUUGAUAAAGCUUUAAUGGUAGCCGAUACGUGUCGGCAAGAAGCCGCUCGAUACGCUAAGCGUGUUAAUGAAUUGGAACAAGAAUUAAAGUCUGUACUUACAGAUCAAGCUUUAAAAGCAAAUGCUCAAAUACAAAAGUUAUCCAAUCACCUAAGUGAUGUAAAAAAACAAUAUGAGUCAGUGAGAGAAGAGAAGGACGAGUUGGAGAAAAAGUUAGAAGAAACUUUAGCCAUUAAUCAAGAAACGCUACAAAAAUUGCAUCAAGAAAGUAUAAAUAAGCAAGAAAAAGACGCCAUUGAUGAGUACAAUAAAGAAUAUUUAGAAAUACAUGCUAAGGCCGUAGAAAGAGUUAGACAAGAAGCACAAAUUGAAGUAGUGCAAUUAUCAGUGCAAUUAGAACAAACACAAAAAGAAUUGAAUCGUGUUAAGGAAUUGUAUAUAGAUGUCUGUAGUACAAAGGAACAAUUAAUAAAUGAUCAUAAAUCUGAAAUGAAAAUGUUAAAGGAAAAAUAUGCUAGUUUAGAGGAACGCGAGAAAGAUAUUGAAAAAUAUGAGCAUGACUUGCAGGCACAAGUAAAGAUAGUAGAAAAAUUAACAGAAGAAUGCGACACUUAUAGAAGUAAAGUUAUUGAAUUAGAGAAAGAUUUAAAUAAUGAAAGAAAGAAGAAGGAGGAAUAUACAAAGAAGAUUCAUCAAGAAAUUGAAAGAGCUAAAGAGGAAGCGUUAAAUGAAUUACGUAACGCUCAUCCUAAUCAAGAAAUAAGCGUUCUCUUGCCAGAUCAUUGUUCUGAACAUUUAGAAAAAAUUAAUCAGUUAGAAGAAGAUUGUAAACGUUUAGAAGAUAAAUUACAUGCUGCGGUCGACGAACAUAAAAAAUUAUCUGAAUAUCAAUCGGAAUUAGAUGAUGCUAGAUUAAAAAUAGCGCAAAUUGAAAUUUCUCAGGAAUCCUGGAAAAAGAAAUACGAAAAUGCGAUUAAUGAAAGAAAUGAUCUGAUCGCAAAAAUUUCUAAGCUUGAUUCCGAAUUAUCGAAUAUUAAAAGGAAUUCAAAAAUUGAAGAUUCCGAUGAUGUAAAACUGAAAGUCGGUCGAUACCAAGUCGAAAAUGAAAGUUUAAAAAAUAAAUGUGAAAAUUUAAUUAGCGAGAGGAACAUUUACAAAGAUAAAAUUUCACAAUUAGAAUCCGAAUUAACGGAAACGAAAAAAAUAAUUGGAAGUUUUGAAAAUAGAUUCAAAAAAAGCAGUGAAAUAUCACUGAGUUCAAAAUGUGAGUUAGAAAAAGAACUUUCUCAUUACAAAGAUUUGGUAACACAAUUAAGUAGUAAAAUAAAUCAUUUAAAAGCUGGAAGAAAAAGCGAUAUAGUUAUGGAACAAAGAAUUAAACAAUUAGAAAAAGAUUUGCAAGUAAAGGAUGAAGAAUUGGAAAAAUUAAAAGAUUUCGAAAAAAUAAGGGAAGAAAGGGAUCAACUUGUUCUAAAAUUGAAAAAUCAAGCAAAACAAUUUGAACAGUAUGUUAAAAAUCAAAAACAAGUGUCUGCUGAAUUGAAUUUAUCGCCACGCAGUUCAAGUGACGGUACAGAUUUUCAAAAGAUAAAAGAGAUAAUGAUAAAAGAGGUUCGCGAAGAGAUGGAACAGAAAGUAAUCGAGGAACUUAGGGGUAUAGAGGAGCAGCAUCGUGAAAAGAGAAAGGAAUUAGAGGAGAGAUAUAAAACAAUUUUAUUAGAAUUACAAACUAGAUGUAACGAAAAGACGCAGGAAUUGGAAAGUUUGAAAGAGGCAAUGCUUACAGAAAAGGUAAAAAUUCAUUCAUCUUUCAAAGCAAAGGAGCAAUUUGUUAGUCAAAUGAUUGAAACCAAACUUGAAACUUACUACAAAGAAUUAGUAGCACGAAAGUUGAAAAUCGAACAGUUACAGGAAGAAUUAAAGCAAAAAGAAAGUGAUGUGGAUGAGGAGAGAAAUCUUAUGGCUCAGGUAAUGACCAAAUGGGCUGCAGAGAUUAGAGAGAUAAAAGAUAAAGAAGCUGAAAUGAACGAAAAAUUGCAGCAGUUGAAGGAUAGCGAAGAAAAUUUAAAAUCGGAGAUAAAAACAUUGAAAGAAAAGGAAAAAGAAAUGAAAACUAAUAUCGAUACGUUAAAACAUAAAUAUCAAUCAGCAAAGAAAACAGCAAAUAAUUAUAAGGAGCAUGCGGAAAAUAAAGAAAAGUUCUUAUUAAGUGAAUGUAAGCGUAUAGAAGAAGGGUACAAAAGAGCCAUGAAUCAAGUACAACAAAAACUUGAAGCAAUCGUUAGUACUCAAGAGGAACAAGUAGCGACAAAACUUAAGGAACUUGAGUGUCAGUAUACAGAAAGAAUAGAACAAAUGCGACUUACACUGAAGUACAAAAAUAAAUGUUGAAGUAUGUAUUAAUAUUUUAGUAUGCAAUAUAGCUUUCGUAGUUUAAAAGCAAAACGUAGUUAGAAGAGGCUAGAUAUUUUUUAAUUUAAAGCACUUUAUUGUACAACACUUUAUUAGAAGAUUUUUAUUUUAGGGACCAAUAAGUUAAAAUUGAUAUAUGUAUGUACAUUGAUAGAUUUAUUAUUUGUUUGCUGUACAUUGUUAACGUGACGGCAAACAAUAAUGUAGUUUUUAAAAUGCGAAUACUAAAGUACAAUUCCCGGUUAAUUAAUAGAAAGUACUAAUUAUCAUAUAAAACUUAUACAUUAGUUAAAAAGAAAUUGAAAUUGUAAAAAGAGAAAAGAACCAUUUUUUCAUUUAUUAAUUUUAUAAAUCUAUAUCUAAGAUAUAAAAACGAACGUACUUUUCAAUAGAUAAGAUACAAAUUCUUAGUCGUAUGUUCUCAUUGAACAUUAUGACAUAAUAUUGCAAUGCAAGACUGGAUCUUCACUACAUUUUUUUCUUAUAAAAUAAGUAGAGUCUUGAUAGACAUUAAGACAAAUUAAAUGGUUGUAGAAAAGUAAAUAUAAUUUCUUUUUGACUUACGUCUUUGAGUAUUAAGAAAUUGUUCACAAUUUAUAUAUCUCGAGAAGAAUAUAGACAUAAUUAUAUUAAGAUUGUACAAAACGUGACCUUAUCAUAAAAAACCUGGCGUUGUGUAUAAAAGUUUACAUUCAUACUUGAUGUGCGAAAUCAAGUUACAUAACAUACAAUAUUGGAAAUUGAGAUUGAAAAAAUAUUUAUAUCAAUUUGACCUCUAGAUUCGUAAAUUUACGAGCGAGAAAAAAUUUAUUCAUUAAUUUUAAUUUUUGAGCACACACAUAUGAAAUGUUUCGUACAAACUAGUACACGUAAACAUUUUGUAAAUGAAUUAAGAAGCCAUAAUUUUUUCUAAUCUUAUAAUUUAUUAUGUAAGAUUAGCCGUGCGUGUAAUAUACUCUCAACAAUUAAAAACCACAGACUGCUGCGAUUAAUUUUGUUUUAUAAAACUUUUGAUACCAAUUUUAAAACUAAUUAUUAAUAAGCGUUCUCUUAUUCUAAA